AUGGCAAAGACUUUUGACACAGAAUAUUUAAUAAAACUAGUUGAGGAUAGACCUGUAAUAUGGGAUAAAACCUUGAUAACAUAUAGAGACAGAAAUUUGAGAGCUGCUGCUUGGCACGACAUUUGUAUCAACUUAAAAGAAGAUUUUGAAGACAUGGAAGAAAAGGAAAGGCAAGCGUUUGUUAAAGGAGUAGUUAAUAAAUGGAAUCAAACAAGAGAUAGCUGGUUGAGAAGCAGUAUGAAGGAAUCUGUAUCCACUGCAAAAUUUGUAAAAAGAUAUGUUUACCACAAUCAAAUGUUAUUUUUAAAAAAAGUUGUAAACCCUGCUUUAAUAAGGGAAAGUAUUAAAGAAGUUUACUUACGUACAUUCGAUGAUACAGAAAAAGAUAAAGUUAAAGAAGAAGUUGACAAUGAAACUUUUAGUAAUAAUCAAAAUGAAGAAAUCGUAAGUGAUAGUGAUACACAAGAAAAUUUUGAUGUUUGUAUUCAAAAUAAAAGGAGAAAGAGUUGUAAAAUAAUGGCUCCACAUACGGGUUCGGCUACUCCUGAACAAAUUGAUGCACUCCUCAAUUUCCUGGACGAGCAUAGGGAUCUUGCUCGCGGGAGAUUGAGGAGUCUAGAAGGAAAAGUCCAGGCGAAGAGGCUGUGGGAUGAAUUGUGCAAUAUGCUCAAUUCCAUGGGCGGUUGCACAAAGAAGUUCAGCAGUGGCAAAAGGUAUGGUUUGAUAGAAAACAUCUGGCCAAAAAAGCCGCUGCUGAUUCCCGGAGGUCGGCUUCAAUGA
Molecule: messenger RNA, 780 nt
Organism: Parnassius apollo (apollo)
Lineage: Eukaryota; Metazoa; Arthropoda; Insecta; Lepidoptera; Papilionidae
Source: the annotation of a GenBank genome assembly